AAUAGGAUUAAGCGGGAUUUGGUUUGAUAAAGGAUAUUGAGAAUCGGGAAUGAUUAGGAGGAAGAUCGGCGAUAUUAGGUGAUUUGAAUGGAUAUCUAGGGUAUCGGGGGAUCUUAAGUAAUAUCCUGAAACAUUUUCACUAAAACGAUUUUCACAAACCAGAUAGUGAGCUUGAAUCGGAUCAAACUUAUCAAGGAAAUGUCUUUCCGUUAAUUAGAGAACAACUUACAACUCUUAAAAAUUGAAAAAGCUUCUAUGUAUAAAGAAAUAUACGGUGAUUCAGAUAUCCUAAUAAUUCAAAUGAUACCGAAACAUGCAGAAUUUUGUACAGCUCUCCAAUUUCGCGAUGCAUUAAUCGAAAUUCCUUCACCCCACCACACAUUAACAAUUCAUUGGCGUGGAUGGCGUGUUGAUAUAUAUUCUUUACAAUCCCCCUUUGAAGUUCGUGCAUUGGCUGGAAGUGAAAUGUUGAGAAUUAAUUGUUAUCAAGAAGCCUUGACAGUUGAUGUUUUUGCUGAUAGUAUUACUGUAGAUGUUAAAAGAUUGUCUAGGCUUUUAGUCAACCGUUCUUCAUCCUCUCCCCCAUCAUUAUUAAGAGUUAACGGUGCACAGAUUUCAUCUCCUAACAAUGAUAACAAUGAAAGUAACAAUAUAAUAGACUUGGCAGAAUUGCUUUCUAGACAAUUACAUUUGGCAUUAAGUAGAGAUGGAAAUCAAAAUAAUUCAUCAGCAGCAGUUUUGGCGGAUGCAAGAAAUUCACAAUUAAAAUUGGCUCGGGCUAAUCGAACUACUGCAACAUUAACUGCUCUAAGACAUUUUGUUGAAAUGCUGGGAGGUCAGCCUCAAUUACAAUUAUUAGCCGGCAACGUUUCUGUACGUAUGAGUGCAGGACAUGACGAGGAAAUUUUCUUCCUUGAUACAAAAAUUUUGUCUAGAGAAUUGUUAGAGCCUGAAGCAACGUUAGAACAGGACCCUUUUGGAAUUGGUCCAAUUGUUCCAACAGUUUGGCCAGUAGCUCCAGAUUGGCAAAACACUGUCUCUACUCCUUCCAUAUCCUCACCAACACAGCAACGUACACGUACAUCACGUAGGCCCAUCACUAGCUCAUCUAGAAUACCUUCAUCCUCAUCAACAACAGAAGAGACAACAACAACUGAAGUGUUAGAGGAAGAAGGAGAAUCAACAAUGCAAAUGGCACCUCCUAGUGAAUUAUUUAAUUUCAGACAUUCAUUUCCAACAACAAAUACUUCUCUCGAAAUUGAAGAAGAUAAAACGAACAUUUCACAAGAUUUGGACAGUUUUCCUUCUCCCCAACAACAUUUAUUUACAUUUUCACCACCGUUCGCAGAUUUUCUAGUUGGACAGUUUGAAACGCCUGCCCAAAAUGUUAAUUUAAACAAUUCAACAAUCUCCUCUUCCUUUCAACCCAUCAACAACAAUUCAUUCCCAAUUUCUGCAACUAUAUCAGCAUUACAAAUCCCUCCAAAUUUGGAAGAAAAUCAAAAAGUAAAUGAAGCUGUUUAUGAAGAUUUUCCGGGCAUUAGACGUGAAAAUAGACCAAAACCAGAAUUUAUUUGGAGGCCUGAAGAAAAUCAAAAAGAUGAAAAAAUUAAUGACCAAGAAGAAGAUGAAGAAAAUGAAGAUUUAAUAGAAAAUAAAAAUAUUUCUUUUAAUGAAAAAAUGAGAAAAAAGAGAAGAGAUGAUAAAACAACAAAUUCAGAUAUAAUUGAAAGAGUGGAGGAAAAUAAAUUGGAAAAUAAUAAUAGUAAUUAA
Messenger RNA from Meloidogyne enterolobii, 1773 nucleotides. The record is from the annotation of a GenBank genome assembly. Lineage: Eukaryota; Metazoa; Nematoda; Chromadorea; Rhabditida; Meloidogynidae.